ACUCGGCAUUGUGGGCAAGGCUGCCAGGAAACCAACCAGUCACAAGUAGGGGUCACACGCUCACACACAAGUAGAUAGCAUCUACGGCCACGGCAGUUCGCCUCGAACUCUCAGACUCAGUCUGUUGCUUGUGGGGUGCUGGGAGGCGUAGGAUGCGGAGAUCUUCCUGACCGGCGAUUGAAUGGCAUCGCUUGACCAGGGUCCUGCGCUUGACUGUAGGAUACUAAUAUCCUACCAGGGAGUGACUUCUUACUGGAGAUAAAGUGCAGUUCUGAUUAAAUGUGAAUUCUGCUUAUAAAACAAAUGUUAAAACGAAUUAUGGAGUUUAUGAGACUAGGCCCGUGCUAUUCUCAUUUCUUUUAAAAAAUAUAGUUGCCCGAUAAGCUAAGUUGUGUAUAUAUAUAACGCACUGCCAAGUUUUCCAAGGUAAACAUGAAACAGAUGUAUUACUCGUGAAAAGUGAUUAUAGUAUUUACUGGAUCAACAGGUUAUAUAUACACAAUGGAGAAAGACACGGGUAUAAUUCCAUCGACAAACAAUGUGAGAUUAUUAACAUAUGGACAAACUAACGAAGAUUCUAGCCAUCAAGAGACGACCAAAGAAAGCGAAGUCAUGAGUGAAAGUGGAAAAAGCAAUUCUGCGUCAGAUUGCGGGACAGAUGGUGAUGGAGGAACCAGAAACCGGAUUGAAAAUAGUAACAAAAAUCCCGUCCCUCAGCAGACUGAAAAUGAAGAAGAAAACAAACCACAGCCUGCGAGAACAGAGACUGAGCCAGUGUUAGUUCAUGCGCAAAAGGAGAGACCAGACAAGAAAGAAGUAAAUAAGGCGGAGGAAGAGAAACGCAAAGACGGACAGACGGGGAAAAAGGAUGACGAUGUAAUAGUAGUGAAAACCGUCCCGCCUGACGGUGGGUGGGGAUGGGCGGUGCUGCUUGGGUCUUUCGUUGUUAUGGUGUGCUCCAGCAUUGGUCCCUGCUUCAGCUUAAUAUUUUCUCCCUUCUUCCUGGGCCUCGGGACACCGCCAAGCACCGUUUCCUGGAUCUUCAACUCCUUCAGUCUCAUCUGGAACCUGAUGAGUCCAGCCGUGGGACCCCUGACGGAGGAAUUCGGACACAGGAAAGUUGCGUUAGUUGGCGCAGUCUUUGUCACCGUGGGCCUCAUACUUUCUGCGUUUGCGCCUUCGGCCUGGUUCCUCUUCUUCUCUUUUUCGGUGCUGGGAGGUAUUGGUCUAGGGAUCCUGGUGACAAUCAGCAACAUCAUCAUACCUGUAUAUUUCACGGCUCACCUCGGGAGGGCCAAUGGCAUCCUGAUGACAGGAACCAGCAUAGGCAUAUUCGUCGUGCCCUUGCUGAUCACCCACCUCCAGGGGCUCUUCGCUUACCAAGGGGCGACGUUGAUUCUCGGUGCCAUAAUAUUCCAUACGUGCGUAGCUGCCGCCGUGUUCCACCCGGUUAAAUGGCACUCGAAGACUGUCAGUUACCGGCGAAGAUAUUCCAUCAGGGACUCGCAGUUACAUCGAAGAGGCCGAUCAGACGCUGAGAGCAGGAAUCUUUUACCGGACACCGAAAGAAAUUCAGCUGCUGUUGUGAAAACGGCCCCCCAGAAAGAGGAACGGAGGGUGUCCGUUGCUAUAUGUUGCUUAUUGCUACGCGUAAUCAAAUCGACUGUGCUUUCCCUGCGGAUUUUGUGUUCCCCGCCGGCGUUUAUAAUAGCUCUGAGUGGUACCCUUACCAUGAACGGAUACCUGAACUUCAUCAUCAUGGUUCCAUUCGUCGUGGGAAAAUUCCAUUCGUCUCAGGGGUCAGCUCUUUGUGUUUCUGUUGCAGGCAUAUGCAAUCUGGUGUCUCGUCUGAUCAUGUCCGCGCUGACGGACUGCAAGUGGUUCGAUAUACGGAUCGGCUACAUUAUCAGUAUUUCCCUCAUUGCCCUCAUCAAUAUAGCUUUCCCGUUUGCAACCUCGUUGACGUGGAUGGCUAUCAGUAUGGGCGUCUGGGGUUAUGGCAUUGGCUCGUUCAUGGGCCUCUACAACUUGGUAAUGAUCAAGUACAUGGGAGCAAAGAACCUCCCUGCGAUGUUUGGUGCCGCUAGCCUGCUGAAUGGCCUUGGCUUCAUCUCCAUUGGUUCAGUUCUUGGAUGGGUGACCCAAAUCGUGGGCAGCUACAACGUGAGCAUCUGGGCCCUCGCCUGCAUCGAGUGCUUCUGCAUCGUCCUGUGGCUCCUGAUGCCUGCAGCUGUGGCGUGGCAGAUACGCAAUCUCAUUCCAGCUCCGGUUGCAUCAGUGUAGAAGGCAACGAGAAGGCUGAAAAUGAAGAUGAAGACAAACUACAGUUUAGCAAUACUCGUGAUAUACUUAUUAUCAUUCCUAGUGAAAUAGAGAGAGAGAGAGAGAGAACGCUGUUCUUGGACCCUUCACUAAGGGCAUGAAAUGAUACUUAUUAUGAUUAUUAUGGCUUCCUGUGGAUUACCCCGGAGUAGUAGUGGAAUAAAUGGCUAUUAAGUAACGGAUAUAAUUAUCAUUUCUUGCCUGUCAUGCCAGCAGAGCAAGUAAUGACGUGAAGUCUAAGGGUGAGGAAUGAAAACGCAACACGGGAGGAUUGUUAAUAGAGUACAAAGUAAGCCAAGUGUCACGGACUAGAUUCUCAAAGGGUGGUAUAUAAAUGUCUGUUUGAUUUACAUUUGCACUAACUUCUGUGCUUCAGAUAUCACUGAACUACACGACUAUUGCAAAAUACUAAAAAUUGUAAACUAUUCAGUGUAAACAACUUUUUGUUAAUCAUUAUUGUUCUGUGAAUUUUCACUUUCGUGAUACUGUACAUCCUUCAUGGUAAAUGUUGACAAAAUAUCUAUUGCAAAUUAGACAAACGAAUUUCCACUGAAGACAUUAUACCCCAAUGAUCACCCGCUGUCCUAUAAACUAGAAUUGUUCUAAAUUUCACUGAACAGAAAAAUACUGUGAUAAUCAAUUCCUGAGCCAAUUUGUGCCAUAUGUAGUAUUUUGUCAGCGUGAGAAUUGUGUGCUGCUAUUUUCCAACAUUAAGUAUCUCGAUUCCAAAUAUAUAAUUAAUAGGG
This is a messenger RNA of Macrobrachium nipponense, 3068 nucleotides long. Its product is annotated as monocarboxylate transporter 9-like. The record is from RefSeq and is a predicted model, not a curated record. NCBI's taxonomy places the organism in Eukaryota, Metazoa, Arthropoda, Malacostraca, Decapoda, Palaemonidae. Gene Ontology annotation, cellular component: membrane. Gene Ontology annotation, biological process: transmembrane transport. The coding region runs from base 502 to 2283 and encodes 593 amino acids. The transcript is spliced from 5 exons. Gene Ontology annotation, molecular function: monocarboxylic acid transmembrane transporter activity.